Molecule: messenger RNA, 2227 nt
Organism: Vitis riparia (riverbank grape)
Lineage: Eukaryota; Viridiplantae; Streptophyta; Magnoliopsida; Vitales; Vitaceae
Exons: 3
Coding region: 181-1566 (461 amino acids)
Source: RefSeq, a predicted model, not a curated record
GGGAAACAAAAUAGAAAGACUAUGAUUUAUCUCCGGUAGGAAUUGGGACAUGGAAAAUAGGGAAGUCAAGAGAAAGGGAAUGAUAAAAUAAAAGCACCCAACACCCCCCCGCAAAGGCCAUACACACUCGCAGAGAAGACAGAAACGGAAGCCACUCGCCUCGCAGCUCCAUCUCACGCCAUGACCGCUCCUCCGCCUCCCCCUUCGCGGCUCGACCUCCGCACCACCACUCAACUUCUCAAACGCACCGCCUCCUCCUUCUCCUCCACCCCCUUCACAUUCCUCUUGCUCUCUCUGCUCCUCUUCUCCUUCCGCACUGUUGUCGAGGACGGUACCCUUAUCCUCACCGCCUUCAUCGACCGCGAUCCUUCCCUCCGGGCUCUCCUCUCCCGCCUCGAUAUCGCCGGUAAGAACAUUCCUGCCACCCUCUCCUCUCCCCCCACCGUGAAUCCCCGUCACCGUCGUCGCCCCUUUCUCCACCUCACCCGCGUCGGAACCCUAGAUGAUGAUUUUUUCUCCGGAGAUGAAUAUGAUGAUCGGACCCUCUUCGGAGGUGGCCGGAGGACUCAAAUCAAUGGGAGUUUUCUGAGUUUAAGCCGUUUUGACCCCAAAUUAGGGUUUUCGGGUUCUGUGGAGGAUAAUGGAAUUAGGGCUUCGGAGAUUGUUCGGUCGGGGUUUUCGUUCAAAGGUGAGGGUUUAUUGUUUACGGAUGGGAACGAUGAUGAUGGUGAUGAGGGGAACCAGACGGUUGUUUUGGAGAAUAAAGAGGAAAGAGGGGAUUUUCCGUUCUUCAUCAAAGGAAUGGAUUUGGGCAGUCGUGAUUCCGCGGCGUUGUUCUUUCUUGUGUGUUUCUUGUCUGCAGCUUAUGGCUGGGUAAUUCUUGGAUUUCUGGUUACGUAUUCAUGGGUCCUUGGCAUUGUGUUCAUUUCUGUUGUUAAUGAUCAUCUGCGGAGGACGACUUCAUUUAUUGGGACAGUUUGGGAUGGUUCUAGAUUGGGAUUGAGGAGGCUCUCUGGGUUUAUUCUCAUGAGAUGGGCAGUUAGGGAUGGAAUGACUCAGCUUCUUGGUUUAUGGUUCUUUGGUGAAAUUGAAGAUCAAUAUUCAUUCUUCAAACUGUUUGUGAGGUUGAAAUUGAUGCCAUUCUCUGUCAUGUUGCCAUGGAUCCGGGGAUUCGAGAAGGAGAUUUCUGGGUUUCUGUUUAUAUGGUUUCUUUGGGAUACACUGGUAUCCUUUAUUUUUGCUGUGGAUGCUUGGGUUGCUAUAGUAGAUACAAGACGGAGUGGAAGGGAUAUUGUUAGGGAAGGUGUUUAUUUAUUAUCAACAAUGUUGAACCAAGCCAUUCAAAUAAAAUGUCUGGAAGCUAUAUUUUGCGGGUCUUUUGUGAGAUGGGCUCUGGCUAGAUUUUGUGGGAAAUUGUUUGCUGCAGUUUUUCAGUCAGUUGUUGAGGUUUAUUUUAUGGUGGCUUGGUUGAUAUUUUACUUUGCAGCAAGAUGUAGAGUUGCUAGUACAGAAGGAAGGAGGUUUGGGAGGAGAGAGUUGGAAGGUUUUAUUGAAGGCCUUAGAUGAUGAUAUCCCAUUCCAACUGAGUGGCACUUCACUUGCAGGCUUCAAUUGUAACACUCUAAAAUAGUGUGAGCUGAACCCCUCCCCACUGCCAUGUAUGGCUAAGCGUUGUCUAAACAAAGCUAUUAUUUAGGAGGAGGACUGUCUGCUUGAGGUGGCAAAAUCUGAAAGACUAACUACACCAUUAUAUGUGGAUAAUACCAUGUGAAGAGUGAAAAGAUGGUUGACACAGGGAGCACAAUAUGAGAAUUUGUUCACAGUUCACCAUCCAAGUUUCAGUCUUAUAUGUAUAUAUAUGUGUGACAACUAGUACUCAAGACUCUCAGAUGUGAUUUACUGUUGACUCUGGGGAGAGCCCAGUUCAUCCAGGGGUAGUCUGUGUGCAAAUUUAUUUUAGUAUGCCCUUAAUUACCAUAUAUUUGAUAACAACUCCAACAUGUGAUUCCCUUGAGCUCGGAUGUAUGUUCUGGUAUGACUUUUCUGAAACGUUUCUAGGAAUGGCUUUUGUGAAUAUUUUUCUUUUGAAGAGGCAUUUGGAUGAGGUUCUUCUGAUUAUGAAGCACUUUGCCAAAACCUUUGUGCCUUGUUGUAUAUCAAGUUUGACUUGCACUUUGUGGAAAACACUAGUAUUUGUCAUAAUUGCAAUUCUCUUUGCCUUAUUCCA